Molecule: messenger RNA, 609 nt
Organism: Geodia barretti
Lineage: Eukaryota; Metazoa; Porifera; Demospongiae; Tetractinellida; Geodiidae
Source: the annotation of a GenBank genome assembly
CAUUUUAAAACUUCUGAAUGACACACCAUUUGGGUGAUGACACACAUAUUAACAGUAGAUAUAUCGAAACAUUUUGCCAUAAUGUGUUCAACAGGUAUAGCAAGCUUAGAUAGCUCACCCACUACAGAAACAAAAUCACAACAGACUAAUUCAGAGAGACAUCGGAUAUCAGAAGGAAAGCACAGGGCUUCAAGCUCCAUACACCUAUGAACUUUCAACUCUUGAACGAUAGCUGCGUUCACGCUAUCUGGUGUGUCAGGUGGGCAACAUACAAACUUCUGAACUCUUCCAUAUCUAACACAAGUAGGUCUUUCAGGGUCCACAAAAGUGACAGUAUAACUGUUCCGUUUAGUUACCCGUUUAGAAGCCUGACUAUAUAUUGUUACUUUAUCUUGCAAAAUCAUCUUUGGCCACAGCUUAACUGUUCCAUAGGCAUUGAUAACGACACUAUUUUUCUCCAGCAGGGGCUUUAAUAUGGAUUCAUCUUCCAUAUCCAAACUGAUGGUCUUAGCCACUCCAACUCCAGCAAGGGAUUGACUAAGCUGAGUACAUCUCUGAGUUGACCUAUAUAGAAGCAGUUGAUCCACAAAUGAUUUUAAAAUGAGAGGA